This is a messenger RNA of Xiphophorus hellerii (green swordtail), 1345 nucleotides long. It is a transcript of the gene parp16, whose product is annotated as poly (ADP-ribose) polymerase family, member 16. The transcript is spliced from 7 exons. Bases 113 to 1099 code for a protein of 328 amino acids. The record is from RefSeq and is a predicted model, not a curated record. Gene Ontology annotation, molecular function: NAD+ poly-ADP-ribosyltransferase activity. Lineage: Eukaryota; Metazoa; Chordata; Actinopteri; Cyprinodontiformes; Poeciliidae.
ACACACAAAGUUCAUACUGCACUUGAACGCAGCAGAAAUCUAGCUAACAUUAUGUUAGCUUUUCCUGUACUGUAGUGCUAUGAGUUGAGGAAGACUUAAGCCAGUGCUGGGAAUGCAGCCACCUCUGCCACCUGAGGCUGUCAGAGAGCUGGUGAGCUCCUGUCUGCACAGAGACCCCGUAGCAGCGGACCUACGCUGCAGCCUGUUUGUGGCUGCUGCUCAGAGCUACAAGAGGGACUCUUUGCUCAGACCCUUCCCUCCUCGCUACAUAAGUGGUGACAUUAAGGACUUUGAGGGCCUGUUGGCAGAUGUGAACUCCCUGCCUGGUGUGAGAGAUUUGGUGCGGUUAAGGCCCAGAGAAGGAGAUCAUCAUCUGGCCCUCGUACACUGGAUUCUUUCCUCGAAGAGCUUUGCUGUGAAGACGCUGCAAAAAGAUGAGUACGCCAAACUCUGCAAGCUGACAGAAAACGAGGGGGUUUCUGCACCGGUACCAGACUUCCUGUUUGAGCUGGAGUACCCUGAUCACUUUAACACCCGGUUUGAGAAGAUGAGAGAAGGACGAGAAGUUUUCUACGCAUUCCACGGGAGCCGCUUGGAGAACUUUCAUUCAAUCAUUCACAACGGGCUGCACUGUCACCUCAACAAGAACUCGGUGUUUGGAGAGGGGACGUACCUCACCAGCGACCUCAGCAUGGCCGUCCUCUACAGUCCCCACAGCAGCGGCUGGCGUGAGAGCAUCCUGGGUCCUCAGCUCAGCUGUGUUGCCUUAUGUGAAAUCAUCGAUCAUCCAGACGUUAAAUGCCAAGUGAAGAAAAAAGAUUCUGAUGCCAUCGACAAGCAGCGCUCACGAGCCAAGAACAGCGAAGGGGGCGACGUUCCGCAGAAAUACUUUAUAGUCACCAACAAUCAGCUUCUACGAGUCAAGUAUCUGCUUGUGUACUCUCAGGGGAAACACCUGGCCAGGCAUUCUCGCAGCAGGUCGUGGCUCCUCAGACACCAUUUUGCCAUCAUGAUGAGUCUCUAUCUCCUGCUCCUCAUUUUCAUCGGUGCCUUUAACUCCACCUCGUUCGUAUCUUUCUGGAACAGACUAUUCAGGUGACAGGACAGCAUUAGGGACAGCCCCAGCUGCUUAUUAUCUGCAGUGCCUUUUCUGAUCAGAUGCCAAGAUGCAGACCUGAGCUAUGAUUAUGUUUAUGCACCUUUAACUCUACUCCUCUACUGUAAAAAUGCUCUUGUUUACUGUUAUCCAGGAUGUUUUAAAUCACAGUUAUAGCACCCUGUUCUGUAUUAAUCCUGAUGAGGCUGCUCUGUAUUUUAAUAAAGGUCUGCAAUGUUUUAACUGUAA